CCCACCCACACAGCAGGCGCGGUUGCUCUACCUGUUGCUUACGAGCCACCUGGGAGAAGGAGAAGCACCUUGUUGCAUGGAACUGGCGACUGGAAGUAGGCGAUGAAGCAUUCUCGAUGUCAAGACCUGGCCAUCGGCGUGGUUGCGUGCUUGAUGAUGAUCAGAGUUGACGCCUUCCUCGCCGCGUCAUCCAACGGACUGUCUCAGGCUCAGCGCUCGCACCAGAUAACAGCAACGUCCCGGCGACGAGCGCCAUAUUUGACAGUGACCAUGAGGUCCACCACACGGCAGAGCAACGGCAAAGGAGUUCCCCCAGCGCGCGAGGAAGGAAAGAGGAGAACACCUCAAGAGAUCGCAGGCGAUCUGGACGGGCAAUCUUUCUUAUCGCUGGCGAUCGAUGUUGUCUCCAACACCGGCGUCAGAACAGGCGCUAUUCGUUCUUCGCAGGCUGCGAGGGCGACGGCAUCGACGGCCAUCGACGUGGCUCUGAACGUGCUGGGCGGCGUGCGAGAUGGAACCGGGCCUGUCGAAACCCUCAAGAAAAGCCCCCCUUCUGUUCUGAGGAAGCUAUGCGAAAGGAUGGGAGCCACGUAUGUCAAGGUGGGGCAAUUCAUCGCGAGCAGUCCCACGCUCUUCCCCGCCGACUAUGUGAAGGAGUUUCAGAAGUGUUUGGACAAGACGGACAACAUCCCUUGGAGCACGAUGCGGCCAAUCAUCGAGAAGGACCUUGGCAAGCGAGUUACGGAGGUUUUCUCCUCGAUUAACACCGUGCCCCUAGCCUCGGCCUCCAUCGCACAGGUGUACGCCGCUACGUUGAAAACCGGGGAAGACGUGGUGAUCAAGGUGCAGAAGCCCGGCGUGGCGGAGGUCCUCAAGACUGACCUGGGCUUCAUGUACAUCACGUCGAAGCUUGUCGAGCUGGUGAACCCCAUGUUCGCGAGCCGUCUCAGCGUGUCAGAUAUCGUCGGGGAUAUCAGGUCCUCGAUGCUGGAUGAGCUGGAUUUUAAGAAGGAGGCCGCGAACCAGGAAAUCUUUCGGGCGUUCCUCAAGGAAAGCGGGAUCGAUCACGAGGUCACCGCCCCCAAAGUCUUUCCGGAGGCUUCGACAGAACGAGUCUUGACGAUGGAGAGAUUGUAUGGAGUUCCUUUGACGGACUUGGAGGGGAUUCAGAAGGUGUCCCAGAAUCCGGAAGCCACGCUUAUUUCGGCCCUGAACACAUGGACUCUAUCGGUCAUGAAUUGCGAUUUCUUCCACGCGGACGUUCAUGCGGGUAAUCUGCUGGUUUUGGAGGACGGCCGGGUGGCGUUUAUCGACUUCGGGAUCGUUGGACGGUUUUCUCCGGACACUUGGACAGGGGUUAGCCGCCUCGCAGACGGGGUUGCUGAUGAGGAUUUCAACGUCAUGGCGGAGGCGCUUUGCGAGAUGGGGGCUACCGUAGGACCGGUCGACACAGCAAAAUUCGCGUUGGACCUUGAGGGACUGUGGACAAGAUUCAACAGUUUAGACCCCGAAGCCAUGCUAGCGGCAUCUGGAGGCGCAGCUAGCGAUACCAGCGGCAGCAGCAGCGGCAGCAGCACGCGCUUGGAUGAAAAAGCAGAACAGGAGGCGACCGGGUUCCUGCUCGACCUCGUUUCUGUCUCCCGGGAGAAUGGGCUCAAGCUCCCCCGAGAAUUUGGUCUGCUAAUUAAGCAGCAACUCUACUUCGACCGGUACACAAAGAUUCUGGCACCAACUCUGGACCCCCUCCGAGACAGCAGAAUGCAAAUGAAGAUGAAGGACCAGGAGGGAGGAGUGGCAAGCGGUGAGGACGUGCUAGUCCUUGAAACGAAGAAGGGAGCUGGGAAAUCUGACACGGCUGAAGGGGAGAUCAAGCGGCUUGCCGACGUCGGAGAAGUAGAGGAUGGGACGAGUGGAGACAUCGAUGGUGAUGGGAGAGAUGAAGCGGGCCAAGGGGCACAGAAAAAUGCAGCACAAGAUGUAGGUAACUAGGUUGAUGGGGCAGGAGAGAUGGUAGGGAGUACGGGUGAUGCCCGUGUUCAAAGGGAGGGUGGGGGCGAGACGAAACUAAACAAGAAACGGAAGAAGAAACUUAAAAAGACCUCCAGAAGGAUGGCCGCCCUCUACGAUCGAUGAAUAUCACCGCAUAAACGUCUGCCGGUUCCCAAGUGCCAUAUCGAGUUUCCGAACCUUGAGAGCUUAAGACAGUGUUGAGUUGCAGUGGUUAUCGUUGAGAACAUGUUGAAUAUUUUAAUAGCUGUGUUUCGAGAACCCACUGAACACUUGUGAGCUGGCCGUUUGGUUUCGCGCAAGAAAAAACAUGGUUUAGACACUCCUUCCGGAAAACUCGCAGAAGCGUGUGCUCGCGAAGAAAGAGCAUCCUGCCAGGGUGUGCAAAUUUUUCGGUAACUAUCCGUCCGUGCAUGACGGAUCUUUAAGCAGUAAACUCAACCCCAUCUCACCAACUAGGCACCAAAUUACAAGUCUAUCCUUGUGGCCUGGGCAUUUAUUUGACGACAAUGGAACUGUCACGACGGCUUCCAGCUCACGUCGUGCUCAGUUCGUCGAGAAAGCAGCGUAUGUCUGCGUGUCUGUGUUGUCGCAUCCAUCCCCAACGAAACAGAGAGAUGUCGUUUUGAGCCUGGCGGAUGAUGGAUGUCGUUUUAUGUUGAGAGCGAAAGAGAGAUGUGGACUACGGAGAUGAUAAUGGGAGAUGACAGGGAGAAAGGGUGCGUGUGUUCUAUGCUGUUGUGGAAGCAAGACGGCGUGGGCACAGAGGAUGUUGUGUGUGAUUCGGUGGUGUUUGGACAUUGAGCGAUAGAGACAGACAGACAGGCAGAGAGAGGCUGACCUCUCAGACCGCUGCACACCCGGGCAACUGAGAAACAAGAGAUCGUAGACGAGCUUGAGACGAGAGACGUUAGCGUGUUGUGUAUGUUUGCGUGUCCUGUUGGGUUCGUUGAGUUUGUUGAGUGCCCCGUGGUAAAUCCUGCUGUUGUGUGUCGCUGAACAGAGUUGCGAAGAGCGAUAGAUUUAUGGCGGAGUGUGGAGAACACCUUCAGAAAGGUGAAACUCCCCAACGUCUGUCGAGGACGAAACCCUCUUUUCCACUAUGGCGUCGACGAAGAGAUGUCAGGUGUCUGCUUUUGGGUGCAAAAGACAUGGGUUCAAGUCCCGCUGCUCACCUUAUUUUCUUCCGGAGUAGUACGGAAAAAGAAAAACGGUGGGUGGGCCAAGAAACGAUGCACUGCCUAUCGAGCACGAAACGUCAGGCAAUGCGUGGCGGAAGUGGCGCACCCGCACACACGCACAGAAGAUAGUUGGAAAAAAGAAGGUUAUACUCGCCGCCAGCCGGUCGGGUUCCGGCUACCCCAAGAAGACUUCUCUUGCCUAGCAAACAAGAAGAAGCCUCG
Messenger RNA from Ectocarpus sp. CCAP 1310/34, 3410 nucleotides. Lineage: Eukaryota; Phaeophyceae; Ectocarpales; Ectocarpaceae. The record is from the annotation of a GenBank genome assembly.